Penaeus vannamei (Pacific white shrimp) is the source of this 1342-nucleotide messenger RNA. Lineage: Eukaryota; Metazoa; Arthropoda; Malacostraca; Decapoda; Penaeidae. The record is from RefSeq and is a predicted model, not a curated record.
UGACAACAGAGUGAGACAAUUGAAUAUAUUUCGCUCCGGACGCUACAGAGAAAUUUUGUUGCAAGUCCGCUCUUCGCUGGGAGUCAAUUUUACGCUGUAUUUUCCGGAUUUCUUCGCUUGACGUUCGCGCACCCAACUCCCAGAGUGUUACAGCAUAUUGGAGAUAAAAGAAAAAAUGGGGGAGGAUUUGCUCUCUCUAAAGUGGAAUAACCACAAACCAGCUUUCUUCCACCUGCUAAGAAUCUUACGAGAAAAGGGAUGUUAUACAGAUGUGACCUUAGCGUGUGGUACCAAAUUCUUUGCUGUUCAUCGAUUAGUUCUAAUGGCAUGUAGUGAUUUUUUCAAUGAGGUAUUUGAGCACACACAAUGCCAGAAGCCAGUUAUUGUUUUGAAAGACAUAAAAGGCCAUGAACUGGAGGCAUUGCUUGACUAUAUGUACCUAGGGGAGGUGGAUGUGCAACAGGCUGACCUACCAGGACUUAUAAAAGCUGCAGAAUGCUUGAGAAUUAAAGGUCUAGCAGUCCCCGAUGAAGACCCUUCACAAACUGGUAAACAUGAAGCACAAACAAGUGGAGAGCGGCCAGCCAAGAGGCGGAGACAAGAGCGUGACGGGAGAGAGGGAGACCGGGGGAGUGGGGGGGACAGAGGGAUACACACAUCAGCUUCAGCCAAUCUACUACCACAGUACAGUCAUCAGUUGGUAGGUGAGGUUGUUCCAGCAGAGGUGGACAAUGUAGGCAGUCCUGGUGUUGUUCCGCUUCCGGCUGAAGACCCUUCCCACCUUCCUGUUCAUGAGCAAGUUGCUUCCCAGCAGCCAGAGCUCCACCAUCUGCAGAAGGAUCAAGAAGUAACCCCCUCUUCACACCUACAUGAUGCGCGACUCCAACAGGAAGCGCAAGUCUCGCAGGAAGUGGAGGCCUACACCACCAGUGCGGCAGAAAUCAAAACUGAACACUGUGAAGUACAAGAGGAUAUAGAAAAUGGGGGAUUAAAAAGUGAAGUGUCGGAAGCGCGGAGUGACCCCAUGAAUGAGUCGCCUGGGGGAGGUGGGGACUUUUCACACUUCUUGUCAGUUGAAGAGAAUCUUGCACACCAUAUGUUCCAACAGACACACCAAGCCGGCACUUCAGGAAUACACAGACAAACAGGCAGAGACAGCGGAUCAGAAGUAACCACGGAAGAUGGAAAUUUAAACCGUGGAGGCCUAUACUCUACACACCUCUUAGGAGAUGUGGUACCUGAGGGAACAGCCAGCCAUGCCAACCAAUCGAUUAAUGUGAAACUUGAAUUUGUAACAGAAAGUGAAAUGUCCCAUCUGUGUUGGUUGGCAAAACUGACUUGA